UUCAAGCAAGUGUCCCGAGAUUUUCUCGACUCUAUAGCUAUCCCAAUAUAAAAAUGCAAAAUUCAGCAGUUUCUCAGCAAGGUCCUCCCCCGACUCGACUGUAUACAUAGGAUCCAGCACCACCCAUUAUCCAUACUUAUCCCUGAAACUUGAAAACUAGCAACUGAUGGAUCAGCUGAAGCCUGGACCGGCAAACUCAGCUCCUCUAACACCUCUUGGUUUUCUUGAAAGAGCAGCCACAGUCUAUGGCGAUUGCCCUUCAGUUGUCUACAACAACGCAACCUACACAUGGUCAGAUACCCAUGUCAGAUGCCUCCGGGUGGCUUCUUCCAUAGUUUCUUUGGGCAUCAAAAGAGGCCAAGUGGUGUCCGUUGUGGCACCAAAUAUUCCAGCCAUGUAUGAAGCCCACUUUGCUGUCCCCAUGGCCGGAGCUGUUCUCAAUACGAUCAACCUUCGUCUCGAUGCCCGCACGGUUUCAAUCCUCCUGCACCAUAGCGAAUCCAAGCUUAUCCUUGUCGAUUACCAGUCAACUUCUUUAGUCUUGGAAGCCUUAUCUUUAUUUCCACCAAAUUCUCAACGCCCCCUGUUAGUCGUCAUCACGGAUGAUGCAUCCCCAUCCAUCCCUCCAUCAAAUUUUCCUGAUUUUUAUUGCACUUACGAGUCUCUGGUACAGAAAGGAGAUCCGGGGUUCAAAUGGGUUCGUCCUAAAUCUGAUUUUGACCCCCUUAUACUCAAUUACACCUCAGGAACCACCUCUUCCCCUAAAGGAGUGGUUCACUGCCACCGCGGAAUAUUCAUCAUUACCGUGGAUUCUUUGAUAGAAUGGUCGGUCCCAAAAGAGCCCGUCUACUUGUGGACACUACCCAUGUUCCACGCCAACGGCUGGAGCUACCCCUGGGGCAUGGCCGCCGUAGGUGGAACCAACAUUUGUCUACGAAAAUUCGAUGCACCGGCGGUUUACUCAGCAAUUCGCCAGCACAAUGUCACGCAUUUGUGCGGUGCGCCCGUGGUGCUGAACAUGAUAUCGAAUUUUCCCAUGGGAGAGCCACUCAAAAACCCGGUUGAAAUACUGACAGCAGGAGCUCCACCUCCAGCUGCAGUCCUGUUGAGGACUGAAGCACUGGGAUUUAAGGUCAGUCAUGGAUAUGGAUUGACCGAGACAGGAGGUCUCGUGGUUUCUUGCACCUGGAAGAAUAAAUGGAACAGAUUGCCAGCGACAGAGCGGGCGAGGUUGAAGGCAAGACAGGGCGUGAGGACACUCGGGAUGGCGGAAAUAGAUGUGAUUGAGCCUGAAACAGGGGUGAGUGUGAAAAGGGACGGUUCAACUCUUGGUGAACUUGUAUUGAGAGGAGGGUGUAUUAUGCUUGGAUACCUCAAAGACCCUGAAGGGACAUCAAAAAGCAUGAGGGAAAACGGUUGGUUUUAUACUGGAGAUGUUGCUGUGAUGCACCCUGAUGGAUACUUGGAGAUUAAGGACAGAUCCAAGGACGUGAUCAUAAGUGGGGGUGAAAAUCUGAGCAGCGUUGAGGUGGAAUCUGCGUUGUACAUGCACCCGGCAGUGAACGAGGCAGCUGUGGUGGCGAGGCCUGAUGAAUUCUGGGGUGAGACGCCUUGUGCAUUUGUGAGCUUGAAAGCUGAUGUGAAGCAGAGGCCGGCUGAGAAGGAUGUGAUCGAGUUUUGUAGGGGUAAAUUGCCAAAGUACAUGGUGCCUAAGACGGUGGUGUUUCGACAAGAGCUACCCAAGACAUCAACUGGGAAAAUUCAGAAGUUUGUGCUCAGAGAAAUGGCUAAAGCUCUUGGUGGUUCAAAGGUGAGCAGAUUGUAGACGGGUGAAGAUGAAUUGAGUCAUCUCGGGCUGAGUUUUGCCGACCAAUAUGCAGUUUUAUCUUUUUCGGCAGGCCAGAUGUACUUGUCGGAUAUAUGUAGCAAAAUGUGCUGUCUCAAGCUCGAGGAUAAAAUUCCAUCCUAUUAUUUUAAGUGAUUAUAAAUUCUAAUAAUUACGAAUAAUUAGUUUUUGAA
Coffea eugenioides is the source of this 2019-nucleotide messenger RNA. Its product is annotated as probable acyl-activating enzyme 5, peroxisomal. The record is from RefSeq and is a predicted model, not a curated record. Lineage: Eukaryota; Viridiplantae; Streptophyta; Magnoliopsida; Gentianales; Rubiaceae. Bases 167 to 1825 code for a protein of 552 amino acids. The transcript has a single exon.